Messenger RNA from Octodon degus (degu), 2270 nucleotides. It is a transcript of the gene Eno2, whose product is annotated as enolase 2. Bases 107 to 1411 code for a protein of 434 amino acids. The transcript has 12 exons. Gene Ontology annotation, cellular component: phosphopyruvate hydratase complex. The record is from RefSeq and is a predicted model, not a curated record. Gene Ontology annotation, molecular function: phosphopyruvate hydratase activity; magnesium ion binding. NCBI's taxonomy places the organism in Eukaryota, Metazoa, Chordata, Mammalia, Rodentia, Octodontidae. Gene Ontology annotation, biological process: glycolytic process.
CGCCAGGAGCCGCAGCCGCCUCUCGCGUCCUUCCUGAGCCGCCACCGCCGCUGCUACCGUCGCAGCCAGCCAAGCCUACAGCCCCAGCUAGGAACCCUCAGCCGUCAUGUCCAUCGAGAAGAUCUGGGCCCGGGAGAUCCUGGACUCCCGAGGGAACCCCACCGUGGAGGUGGAUCUCCACACUGCCAAAGGUCUCUUCCGGGCUGCAGUCCCCAGUGGAGCUUCCACUGGCAUCUAUGAAGCCCUGGAACUGCGGGAUGGAGACAAGCAGCGUUACUUAGGCAAAGGUGUCCUGAAGGCAGUGGAUCACAUCAACACCACCAUUGCACCUGCCCUCCUGAGCUCAGGUCUGUCUGUGGUGGAGCAGGAGAAACUGGACAACCUCAUGCUGGAGUUGGAUGGAACUGAGAACAAAUCCAAAUUUGGGGCCAAUGCCAUCCUGGGUGUGUCCCUGGCCGUGUGUAAGGCAGGGGCAGCUGAGCGGGAAUUGCCUCUCUAUCGCCAUAUUGCUCAGCUGGCUGGAAACUCAGACCUCAUCCUGCCUGUGCCGGCCUUCAACGUCAUCAAUGGUGGCUCCCACGCUGGAAACAAGCUGGCCAUGCAGGAAUUCAUGAUCCUCCCUGUGGGGGCUGAGAGCUUCCGGGACGCCAUGCGGUUGGGGGCAGAGGUUUACCACACCCUCAAGGGGGUCAUCAAGGACAAGUAUGGCAAGGAUGCCACCAACGCGGGAGAUGAAGGCGGCUUUGCUCCCAACAUCCUGGAGAACAGUGAGGCCUUGGAACUGGUGAAGGAAGCCAUCGAUAAGGCUGGCUACACAGAGAAGAUUGUCAUCGGUAUGGAUGUUGCUGCCUCAGAGUUUUACCGAGAUGGGAAAUACGACUUGGACUUCAAGUCCCCAGCGGAUCCUUCUCGAUACAUCACUGGGGACCAGCUGGGGUCGCUCUACCAGGACUUUGUCAGGGACUAUCCUGUGGUCUCCAUCGAGGACCCAUUUGACCAGGAUGACUGGGCAGCCUGGUCCAAGUUCACAGCCAAUGUAGGGAUCCAGAUUGUGGGUGAUGACCUGACAGUGACCAACCCAAAACGCAUUGAGCGGGCAGUGGAGGAAAAGGCCUGUAACUGUCUGCUGCUCAAGGUCAACCAGAUCGGCUCGGUCACAGAAGCCAUCCAGGCGUGCAAGCUGGCACAGGAAAACGGCUGGGGGGUCAUGGUGAGUCACCGCUCAGGGGAGACCGAGGAUACCUUCAUUGCUGACCUGGUGGUGGGGCUGUGCACUGGCCAGAUCAAGACUGGUGCCCCUUGCCGUUCUGAGCGUCUGGCUAAGUACAACCAGCUCAUGAGAAUUGAAGAAGAGCUGGGAGAUGAAGCACGCUUCGCGGGACAUAAUUUCCGUAACCCCAGCGUGCUGUGAACCCUCUUCUUGCUUGGACACUUGGACCUUCUGUCCCAUCCUCUUGGAACCUCCUCCUCACUGUCCUGCCCUGUGGUAGCUCACCCUCUCCCCCUCCUAAGCCUAGGGCACCCAGAAUAUCCUGACUACCCGCUCGGGCUGCUCCUCAGCUAAUCCAAGCUCUGCUUCUCUGCUCUGCUGUCCUCUCCUGGCCCUGUCCAUUGGGUUCUACGCCUACAUUUCCCAUUUCUAUUCUCUCCUCCCUCAAAGACUUGAGAUGAAAAUGAGAAUUUGUAAGGGGGUUCGAGGAAGGACGUCUGUGACAGGAGCUUUGGUUGGUGCUGGCAUGCUGAGGUGUUGGGAGUGGGGCCACGUGUCACUGUGCUCCCUUGUCUUGUGUGUCUUCCAUCUUGCAUGUGAGCCAUGAACUGUGUGGAGUGUGUUGGGCGUGUGGUCAUGCCUCACUAGGCCUUUAGUGCAUUUAUUUAUUCAUUUAUUUAUUUAUGUUUAUUUUUCAUUCAUCCUGUUAAUUAUUCAUCUCCCUAUAACCCUAGGGCCUAAAAGUGGCCUGACUGAGGGGACUGCCUCUGCCCAUCAUGUGGCUGUGGAUCCAUGAUGAGCUUGUGUUUGCUGAUCUGGGAAGGGUGACCGAGAAUGGCCAUAACAUCCAUUCUGUUUCUAUUAGUUGAAGCCUGGGUUGGUGCAGAGUGGGGUGUGUACUUGCGGGGGGCUCCUCUGUUUUCUCUUCCCAGCCCUAGUUCUCUGUUCUUCCUCCAGCUGCACCAGAGCCCCUGCACACUCUCCUGUGCUGUGUUCCACAGUUGCCACCACCAAAGUGGUGUUGAAAUGAGCUCCACUAUUAAAGUCUGAAUCACAUUGC